Messenger RNA from Mugil cephalus (flathead mullet), 2967 nucleotides. RefSeq lists its product as uncharacterized. Bases 48 to 818 code for a protein of 256 amino acids. NCBI's taxonomy places the organism in Eukaryota, Metazoa, Chordata, Actinopteri, Mugiliformes, Mugilidae. The transcript is spliced from 6 exons. The record is from RefSeq and is a predicted model, not a curated record.
UCAGAGGACAGUUGGUAAGACGCACAGAAGACUUCAUACUGAAGAAAAUGAUUUGGACCUACAUGAUCAUCACAUCUCUGGCAACAACAGCGCUUUCAAAAGGUUCUCUUGAAUGCAACUUAACUAAUCCUACUCCAACAACCAAACAGUGUUUGGGGAAACUUGGGGCACCACUGAUUUUUUACCUACCAACUUCAACUAAAUUUACUUACUUACUUUACUUACUAAAACGUGGCAAUGUCAUUGACACAAACAACAAUGGAACAUUGAAGCUCAACAAGGCAUCAAGGGAAGAUUCUGGAGAUUACCUGCUGGAAACAUUUAAUUCCACUUCUGGUCAACGUUUGAAUGAAAUCAGAAUCCAUGUAGAAAUACAAGCUCCUGUGUCUAAACUAGCUGUGUCUCAGACAUGUUUGUCACCAGAACAGAUGAAGGUCAGCUGCUCCUCUGAGGGAGAUGGAGCAGAGAUCAUUUUACAUUUGGACAAUAACUCACUGAUACACAGCAGAGCUACAGCAAAACACAACGUCUCAAAUGUUACUGUCAGUUUACACGGUCAGCUGACAGGAAACCUGACGUGUGAUGCUCAAAACAACAUCAGUAGAGAACAAACAGUCAUCCAGCUCACAAGCUGUUCCACUUCAGGUAAUAAUUGUCCCGUGCUUCUUGUGACUGUGGCUGUGAGAGCAAGUGCUGCUGCUCUUCUGCUCCUUUUGUCUCUGUCUCUUGUUCUCAGUUUCAGAUACUUAAAGUCAAGAAGAUCCAUGACAGUUAAGUAUGAUGUCGCUAAAGAUGAAAUCGCCUACUCAGACAAAUGAGGAAGAACAAGACCCCAUUCACGUCAGUAUGUAACUUCAUUUUCUCCUACAACUUCAUCCAGACAGCUUCCAAAUCAGAUGUUUUCAUGAUCAAAUGAAGAAAUAAUACUAUGGUUGCAUACUGACUGCUGUUGAGAGGAUUUGGACUGCUCCUCCUUUAGCAGUAGUCGAUGCAUUUUCAAAUGACUGCACAUCGCAAGAGUACUUUUGUUUUAUUUCAGGACUGACAUACUGCACGUCACGGUAGAAUGUGUUUCAUCUUUGGUGAAGUAUUUUUACACACUGCUUGUUUGCUGCAACGACCCAUUGGGCUCCUCACCAUCACACGAUCAGAGACUAGUCGACUUCCUGCUAAAUGUGUCACGGCGCAGUAGUAAAGCCGACUAGUCAGUACAAGUCCUAUUAGGUACACCUUGCUACUGGGCUGGAUACCAGCAGUACUCAGCUAGUCUGUGGCAGAGUUGGUGCUGCAUAUCUUUGCUUUUACAAGUGGGUAUUUGGGUUGCUGUUGUCUUUCUGCUAGCUCGAGGCAUAUGGCCUCAAUUUGCUGACUUGAAUCCAUUCUAAAUAAGUUUUUGUGUUUACAUCUUGUGACAAAAUUAGUCAAUCAUCUGCUCACACACCAUAUUGCCAAAAGUAUUCGCUCACCUGCCUUAACAUGAAUAUGAACUUAAUCCAUAGAUUUAAUCAGAUUACAUUUACAGAUAAUGUUAUACAUAGAUAACAUUUGUCAGGUCAGACAAUGAUGUUGGACAAGAAGGCCUGGCUCACAGUCUUUGCUCUAAUUCAUCCCUAAUUCAUCCCUAUCAGGCCAAGGUCAGGACUCUGUGCAGGGCAGUUAAGUUCUUCCACACCAAACUCGCUCACCAUGUCUUUAUGGACCUCGCUUUGUGCACUGGUGCCAGGCACCAUAGAAUGCACCAGUGUGUCAUGUUGCAACAGGAAUGGGCCAUCCCCAAACUGUUCCCACAAAGUUGGGAGAAUGGAAUUGUCCAAUAUCUCCUUUCACUGGAACUAAGGGACCAAGCCCAGCUCCUGAAAACCAACCUCGCACCAUAAUCCAACAUAGUCAAACUGCAGAGGUCGUGGGAUCGUUGAGGGCACAUUCUAUAAAUUGUAGUUCUAUGCUGAUGCACCGACCCACCAGAGGUAUUACGUCAUCAAUCUGACCAGCCAAUCAUAGUGAAUUACGGGCAGUGAUGCGCUUUCUUACCCCCCUCCUUGUUUAUGUGUGCAGCAGUAGCCGCAUGGAGAGCCAUGGCUGAAAGCCAAAUGCAGUUGGUCACUGAAAAAAAAUUCCACUUCCAUUAUAUGGAAUUGGUUUGGAUUUUCCUCAACUGAUGAAGCGCAGGCAAAUGUUUUGUGCAAAGUUCGCACAGAACAGGUUCGCACGUCAGGUGGCAACACAACAAACCUGUAGGCAAAACAGCGACUAUUUAAAAUAAAAUCUGUUAAGAAAGGUUCUUUGGACUAAAUUGUCUGUUUUUCACUUUUCAAUUUAAGACUGUGAUAAAAUCAAAAUCGCGAUUUUAUUUUUAAAAAAUUGUGAUAUGAUAUUUUUGCAUUAUCGCCCACCCCUACGCCAUACCCAGAUUCAUCCAUCGGAUUGCCAGAUGGAGAAGCAUGAUUCGUCACUCCAGAGAAUGACUCUACUGCUCUAGAGUCCAGUGGUGGCACUUUACAGAUUAAAUUUAAGGUCUGCUUCAUACGGUAUAUACCUGUUUUAUAAUGUGUUUGUUCACUGGCAGAGGAUGACAAAUAGCCACUUCCUUGAUUCAUACAUGAAACAGAAAGAGGAAACUGUUCAGAGGUUUGUCUACAACAACCCAAAAGAAGACCACACUCUGAAUGCAGCAAAUGCUAACUAAACUCACAUGUCUGAAAGGCCACUUGUGAAACCAGGACCUUUACAGUUCAACCUAUUCUGAACACAACGUGAACAUUAAGUUUCAAUGGUUGGUUGAUUGGACUACAGUAGAAACAUGAAUCUUUUAAAAUUGCAGAAUAUUUUUCUUUGAUGCAUUUAAUUGCAAAGUUAUUCAACUGAACAAAGCAUUGGCUGUCAGUAGAUUUGUAAAGUUUUGUAAUCAUGUGUGGCUUAAUGUCGAAUUUGUAAAUAAAUAUUCUAUGUAAUAAAGAAAUGUGCUUA